GUGGUGGCCUGUAUGACGGCCAUUCUGAGUCAGAUGGAUGACAGCCACUACUCCAGCUACCUAGAAACCUUCUCAGGCACCACUGACCUAGUGGACUUUCUGAUGGAGACAUUCCUACUUUUUAAGGAUCUGAUUGGGAAGCACGUCUAUCCCUCUGACUGGAUGGCUAUGAUCAUGGUGCAGAACAGGGUGUUCCUCAGAGCAAUCAACACCUACGCUGACACCAUGAACCUCAAGUUCCUCAACAACAACGACUUUGAAGUGCAGCUAUGGAAUAAUUACUUCCAUUUGGCCGUUGCAUUCAUUACCCAAGAGUCAUUGCAGCUCCAGCACUUCUCCUCAACCAAGAGGAACAAGAUCCUGGCAAAGUAUGGAGACAUGAGGAGACUCAUUGGUUUUGCCAUACGGGACAUGUGGUACAAACUGGGUGGGAAUAAGAUCUGUUUUAUCCCUGGGAUGGUGGGUCCUAUCCUGGAGAUGACUCUGAUUCCUGAGGAAGAGCUGAGACGAGCCACCAUCCCCAUCUUCUUCGACAUGAUGCAGUGUGAACACACACUCUCCACACACUUCCACAAGUUUGAGAAUGAGAUCAUUCUGAAGCUGGAUCAUGAGGUGGAGGGAGGAGGAGGAGAUGAGAGAUACAUGGAGCUACUGGAAACCAUUCUGUUGGAGUGUGCUGUGGCGCAUCCCUUGUUGAGGCCAGAGGUCGAGCACUUCGUUACCUUGGUGAAGGGACUACUGGUGCGUCUCCUUGACUACCGCACAGUGAUGAGCGACGACAGCCGCAACAACCGCAUGAGCUGUACUGUCAAUCUCCUGAAUUUCUACAAGGACAUCAACCGUGAAGGGAUGUACAUCAGAUACCUAUAUAAGCUGAGAGACCUUCACUUGGAUGUGGAAAACUACACAGAGGCUGCAUACACCCUGCUGCUUCACUCUCGCCUGCUUAAGUGGUCAGACGACCAGUGCAGUCCCCAGUUUGAGGUGCGUAGCUGUCAGACCCAGCGUCAGCUGAAGGAGACGCUCUAUGACAUCAUCAUCGGAGACUUCGACAAGGGCAAGAUGUGGGAGGAAGCCAUCACUCUGUGUAAGGAGUUGGCUGACCAGUAUGAGAUGGAAGUAUUUGACUACGAGCUGCUCAGCCAGAGUCUGAAGCAGCAGGCUAAGUUCUAUGAGAACAUUAUGAAGAUCCUGAGGCCCAAGCCAGACUACUUUGCAGUGGGAUACUAUGGACAGGGUUACCCUCCCUUCCUCAGGAACAAGGUGUUUAUCCACCGGGGGAAGGAGUACGAGCGUAGAGAAGACUUUCAGAACCAGCUGAUGAGUCAGUUCCCUAUCGCUGUCCGUCUCAAUAUCACCACCAUGCCUGGAGACGACGUCAGACUCUCCCCUCUGCAGUACAUCCAGUGUUUCACUGUCCAGCCUGUCCUGGAGAUCCCACCUCACCUGAAGAACAAACCUGUCCCUGACCAGAUCAACAACUUCUACAAGUCCAACUAUGUGCAGCGUUUCCACUACUCCAGACCAGUGAGGAGAGGACCAGUGGACCCCAACAAUGAGUUUGUAUCAAUGUGGAUUGAGCGCACCACGUUCACCACAGUGUACAAACUCCCUGGGAUCCUGCGCUGGUUUGAGGCCACAGACAUGAAACAUACCACUAUCAGUCCUCUGGAGAAUGCCAUAGAGACCAUGGAGAGCACAAACGACAAGAUUCUCACCAUGGUCAAUCAAUACCAGGCCGAUGACGCCCUUCCCAUCAACCCCCUCUCCAUGCUGCUCAACGGCAUCGUGGACCCCGCUGUCAUGGGGGGCUUCGCCAAGUACGAGAAGGCCUUCUUCACUGAGGAGUACAACCUGCAACACCCAGAGGACAGAGAUAAGCUGGAUCGCCUCAAAGACCUCAUCGCAUGGCAGAUCCCGUUGCUGGGGGGAGGGAUCUCUCUACAUGGGAAGAGAGUGACAGAUGACCUACGACCUUUCCACGAGCGCAUGGAGGAGUGCUUCAAACACAUGAGGAAGAAGGUGGAGAAGGAAUACGGAGUGAGGGAGCUGCCGGAUAUGGAUGAGAGGAAGUCAACUCGUCCGCGCUCUGUCCUUCGCUCCUUCCGUCAGUCUGUCAUCUCCAUCUGCUCCCUCCAGGGGUCUGAGUGUGGGACCCCCACCAAACCUUACCCAGACAGUGGUCUCCCUGACACGGUGGCCCCCCGGACCCCCACCCUGCAGAGCUCCAGUGGGAGUGGGAGCAUGGCGGAUGAGGGAGGGGCCGAGGGGGAGGUGAAACUCAGGAAGUCCAAGAAGAAGAGGAAGAGGAGCAGCAUGAUCUUCAUCCCAGAGGAGAGAGACAGGACCAACACGCUGGACAGCAAACGGCUGUCCAAGAAGCAGGAGUUCCGCAGUGACACCAACCUGUCUGAACCCUGUCAGGGAAACGACUCUCUCACCAACGCCAACUCCAGGUCUCUGCCUGCUAUUACAGGUCUGUCUCUGUCCGUGGCCAAUGGUAGUGAGGAGGCGGAGUCAGCCCGGUCCAGGAGGGACAGUAAGAGCAUGUCUGUGUGUCUUCCUGGUGACCGUACCCCUGACAGACGUUCCAAAGGAGUCAUCAACCUGCUGUUCGGGGCCAAGAGCAACAAAUCAGAGCAACAGAACAACAAGUCGUCUACUGACCCAGGCAACAAGAAAGCCAGUCAUUUCUAACAGCCAUCCAACACACAUGAUGUACCCUCAGUGCCUUUUAACCUGCUCUGCUUUGAAUGCCAGUUAACACAAGGGGCUAAUGCCCUGCUAGAAACUCCUCUUUGGAAAGAGCUAUCUGAUCAGCUUUUUUGUCAGGUUUUAAAGACUUGUUUGUGCUCACACUAGCACACACACAUAGAGGAAGAGACACAGACUUGAUCUCUGAAGAAAUUCUGCAUAGCAUGCUUUCACGCUUCUGCUCUCACAUCUUUAAUCAAUAAAAAACAUUUUCAUUGACUGGCCUUUUAUAAUAUUGAGUGGCGUUCGCAAGCUUUCAAAUUUUAUUCAACUUGAAACAAUGAAUAAAAAGAUAUCCAAAGCAAUUUCCA
Messenger RNA from Coregonus clupeaformis (lake whitefish), 3065 nucleotides. RefSeq names its product dedicator of cytokinesis 2 (gene dock2). Gene Ontology annotation, biological process: cell migration; small GTPase-mediated signal transduction. Lineage: Eukaryota; Metazoa; Chordata; Actinopteri; Salmoniformes; Salmonidae. The record is from RefSeq and is a predicted model, not a curated record. Gene Ontology annotation, molecular function: small GTPase binding; guanyl-nucleotide exchange factor activity. Gene Ontology annotation, cellular component: cytoplasm; plasma membrane. The transcript is spliced from 25 exons. The coding region runs from base 13 to 2697 and encodes 894 amino acids.